GGUAGUCUUGUCAUCGAAGAUGGUGCGACACGGAGAGAGAUGCUUCCUGCACUGUCGGCUCCGUCACAGUAGAUUCCACCACUGAGAUAGAUACCUCAGAGCUCCCCUGUAUCCUGCUUUCCCCUGCCCUUCGCACGAAGCAGAAGCAGAGCACAACCGCCGCAGCACGACGACGAUGGCUUGCUUCUCUAUCUGCUCUCGCCUCCCCUCGCCGCGUCCUCCUCCUCCUCCUCCUCCCAAUCCCCCUCCGGCCAAAACCGUCCCCGCCUUCCUCGCGUUUCCUCGCGAAGCGCCGCCCGGGCGACCGGCUCUACCCGGAAACGCGUCGCCUUUCCGAAUCGCUUGUUCUUCCUCUUCUUCUUCUCCUUCUGGGGAUGCUUCCGGCGAUCAGAGCUCGAGCAAUUUCUGCAUCAUAGAAGGGCCCGAGACUGUGCAGGAUUUCGUGCAGAUGCAGUUGCAGGAAAUUCAAGACAACAUUAGGAGUAGGCGUAAUAAGAUUUUCCUUCUCAUGGAGGAGGUAAGGAGACUGCGAGUUCAGCAACGAACAAAGAGUGUGAAAGUCAUUAAUGAGAAUGGUGUGGAGGAAGCAGAUGAGAUGCCUGAUAUUCCAUCUUCCAUCCCUUUUCUCCCUCACAUGACACCGAAGACAUUGAGACAGCUCUACUUGACAAGCUUAUCAUUCAUAGGUGGAAUCAUCCUAUUUGGUGGUCUCAUCGCACCGACCCUGGAGCUGAAACUAGGUUUGGGAGGUACCUCAUAUGAAGAUUUUAUACGCAAUAUGCAUUUGCCUUUGCAGUUAAGUCAGGUCGAUCCUAUUGUAGCAUCUUUUUCUGGUGGCGCUGUUGGUGUCAUAUCAACCCUGAUGUUGAUUGAAGCUAAUAAUGUUGAGCGGCAAGAGAAGAAAAGGUGUAAAUAUUGCAAUGGAACAGGAUACUUGGCUUGUGCCAGAUGUUCGGCAAGUGGUGUAUGCUUGAGUGUGAACCCCAUUCUGGUAAAUGGUGCUACUGAUUGCCCUCUUCAAGUUCCCAAAACCGAGAGGUGUCCAAACUGCUCUGGGGCGGGGAAGGUCAUGUGCCCUACCUGCCUGUGCACGGGAAUGCUUAUGGCUAGUGAGCAUGACCCGCGGAUAGAUCCAUUUGACUAAACAGUUUGCCGACGCGGCAUGAUGUUAUGCGUUGUAGUAUAUCAAGAGCAUUCGGUUGUUUUCAUUGUAACUUUAUGUUUGUUUUACCGAAUUAAGGAAUAAAAUGGCGUUCCUUGGGUAGACCUACUUUUGGAGCCUCACCAAACGCUGGCAUUGCAAUGGAGGCCAAAAUGACGAUUUGGUCCGGCCGCAUUGUAUACUGAACAUAGCAUUACAUCGUCACAUAAUAGAAAAUGCAAGAAUUAAGACUUUUCAGUU
Messenger RNA from Eucalyptus grandis, 1402 nucleotides. RefSeq names its product protein ORANGE-LIKE, chloroplastic. The coding region runs from base 176 to 1144 and encodes 322 amino acids. Lineage: Eukaryota; Viridiplantae; Streptophyta; Magnoliopsida; Myrtales; Myrtaceae. The record is from RefSeq and is a predicted model, not a curated record. The transcript has 8 exons. Gene Ontology annotation, cellular component: chloroplast membrane.